Molecule: messenger RNA, 1339 nt
Organism: Carya illinoinensis
Lineage: Eukaryota; Viridiplantae; Streptophyta; Magnoliopsida; Fagales; Juglandaceae
Product: syntaxin-132-like
Exons: 13
Coding region: 202-1128 (308 amino acids)
Biological process (GO): exocytosis; vesicle fusion; intracellular protein transport
Cellular component (GO): SNARE complex; endomembrane system; plasma membrane
Molecular function (GO): SNAP receptor activity; SNARE binding
Source: RefSeq, a predicted model, not a curated record
CUCCUUCCUGGCUGUUAGGCAAUUCAAAUACAUAAAGCGCAUUCUCUCUCUCUCUCUCUCUCUCUCUCUGUGAAACCCUGGAGACCUGGUUUUUUAAAUGUUUAAAACCAGGUCUUAACCUUAACCAGCUCCAAUUAAUAUCGUUAAUUUUUUUCGUAUUUUUAUUGGUUUAGUUUUGAAUUGCUCAGCUCCCCUUCGACAAUGAAUGACCUAUUAACGGACUCAUUUGAGAUCCCUCGGGGUCAAGGUUAUAGAGGUGGAGAUGUAGAGCUAGGAAUACAAGCUCCUAUGAACUCAGGAGAAUUAGGCUUGGAGAAUUUCUUUAAACAGGUUACAGAGAUUGAGAAACAAUAUGGGAAGCUGGAUAAGCUACUCAAAAAGCUGCAGGAUGCGCACGAAGAGUCCAAGGUUGUGACUAAGGUUCCUUCCAUGAAAGCAAUCAAGCAGCGAAUGGAGAAAGAUAUUGAUGAAGUUGGAAAAGUUUCCCGAUACAUUAAGUCAAAAGUGGAAGAACUUGACAAAGAGAAUUUAGCAAAUAGGCAGAAGCCUGGGUGUGGAAAAGGAACAGCUGUAGACCGAACUAGAACGGCAACAACUAUUUCCUUGAAAAAGAAGUUAAAGGACAAGAUGGCUGAAUUUCAGACUCUACGGGAAGCCAUCCACCAAGAAUAUCGAGAGAUUGUAGAGAGGCGUGUCUUUACAGUAACUGGCACAAGAGCUGAUGAAGAGACAAUUGAGAGAUUAAUUGACACUGGAGAUAGCGAACAAAUUUUCCAAAAGGCAAUACAGGAACAAGGGCGAGGACAGAUAAUGGCCACUGUGGCAGAAAUUCACGAGCGCCAUGAUGCGGUUAGAGAAGUAGAGAGGAAGCUUCUUGAUUUACAGCAGAUAUUUUUGGAUAUGGCGGUGUUGGUGGAUGCACAGGGGGACAUGCUCGACAACAUAGAAUCACAGGUUUCAAGUGCGGUAGAUCAUGUGAAUCAAGGGAAUACUGCCCUCCAAAAGGCCAAGUCGCUUCAGAAGAACUCCAGGAAAUGGAUGUGCAUUGCAAUUAUCAUCCUUCUUAUCAUUGUUGCAAUCAUUGUUGUAGCCGUGAUCAAGCCGUGGAAUAGCAACAAGGGUGCUUAGCUGCUCAUCCGUCUUCUUCUGUAUAAAUGUACGAGGUAACCAUUGAUGCGUUUGGACUCCACCCGGCAAUUUCUCUUCAUUGUUUGUGUUCCAUGCUUUAAACACAGCGUAUAAUUGCCCGUCUAUUUUGUGAUUCAGUUUGAGUGCUUAUAUAAUUGGAAAUGUAAUAUUAUCGUACCCAUUUUAUAAAAAGUUUAUUUUUAUCGGUCAA